UUUAAAGAAUAACAUAGAUUUUUUUAGACAAAGCCAGUGAAAGCAUUUAGCACUUUUAAUACCUCAAACGAAUGCUUUCAAAUGAACUCUCUUCCUGUGAAAGACUUUGCUGGAUUUCAAACUCCCAUAUAUGAUUUCCAACAAAGCCUUAGGCUUAGUGACUGUACCAUCCCUGGGAGGGCUGCAAAACAGCCAGAGUGCUGCACUCUCACAGGGUCACAUGGACAUCAGAUCUACAGACCACCUGAAACACCCACCAAGAGCCAGAAAUCGAAAGCUUCCAACCCCAAGGAGACACACAAGUCCAGCUGUGCACCUGUGCUCAGCAGCACAGUGGUGACAAACCAGGAAUCUCAUCAUCUGGACCCCAGAUUCAUCCAAGCUGUCUCCACCAAGGUAUGUAUGGGUGGGGAGACCCAGUAUAAGUGCUCCAGCUGUCUCCGCUUCUAUGGAAGCCUGGCUGGCCUCCAGCUCCACAUUGCACACGGCUGGAAGGAAGGGUUCAGCUGCAGGGUUUUCUACCAGAAACUCAAGGAAAUGCAGGAGAAGAAGCGGGCACAAAAGAGUAGCCAGGUGUCGACCACAGACACCCAGAGCCAUUCUCUUUCUAAUGAAAGUGAUACCCAAAGUGGAGGAAGGAAGAGCAAAACCAGCGAGGAGUUAUUAGAACCAGCGAGGAAAAAGCCGGACGUGGCGGGUUCUAUUCUGAAAUGGCUGUUGAAAGUGGAAGGACCUGACACGUAUCAGUGAUUACUGACGCCCUCCAAUCUGAACACAAAUUAAAUAAAUUCUAUCAUAUUAUUAUGAAAUACAGUAUGAUAUGAUUGUAUUUAAUUAACAAUAAAAUAUUA
Molecule: messenger RNA, 851 nt
Organism: Acipenser ruthenus (sterlet)
Lineage: Eukaryota; Metazoa; Chordata; Actinopteri; Acipenseriformes; Acipenseridae
Product: spermatogenesis-associated protein 46-like
Exons: 2
Coding region: 82-750 (222 amino acids)
Biological process (GO): fertilization
Source: RefSeq, a predicted model, not a curated record